Molecule: messenger RNA, 724 nt
Organism: Cariama cristata (Red-legged seriema)
Lineage: Eukaryota; Metazoa; Chordata; Aves; Cariamiformes; Cariamidae
Gene: MRPL22
Product: mitochondrial ribosomal protein L22
Exons: 7
Coding region: 7-642 (211 amino acids)
Biological process (GO): ribosome assembly; translation
Cellular component (GO): ribosome; mitochondrial large ribosomal subunit
Molecular function (GO): structural constituent of ribosome
Source: RefSeq, a predicted model, not a curated record
GGGAAGAUGGCGGCGCGGUGGGCGAUUGGCGCGGGUAGUGCCUGGGUGUGCGGUCUCCUCGGCUGGGCGCGGCCGGAGAGGUGGCUAGCAUCUGGUAGCCUUCUUCCUCUGUCAUGCAUCCACACAAGCACGUCUCUGCAGAAAUUUGGGAAGUGGGAGAAAAAGAACAGGAUUGUUUACCCUCCCCAGCUGCCUGGCGAACCUCGCAGACCAGCUGAAAUAUAUCACUGUCGGAGGGAAAUAAAAUAUAGCAAAGAUAAGAUGUGGUAUCUGGCAAAACUGAUAAAAGGAAUGUCCAUUGAUCAAGCUCUUGCUCAGUUGGAAUUUAAUGAUAAAAAGGGAGCAAAGGUGAUCAAAGAGGUUCUGUUAGAAGCACAGGAAAUGGCAGUAAGAAAUCACAAUGUGGAAUUCAAAUCAAAUUUACAUAUAGCUGAGUCAAUGACGGGCAGAGGCCGCUAUGUGAAGCGGAUUCGUUACCACGGCAAAGGCAUGUUUGGCAUCAUGAAAAUCGUCAGGUGCCAUUACUUUGUGAAGUUGGUGGAAGGUCCUCCUCCUCCUCCAGAGCCACCAAGGACUGGUUUUGACCAAGCAAAAGAAUAUGUGGAGCAGCUGCGGAGUAGAACCCUUGUGAAUACACUGUGACAAACUUUUGUAACUAUAUAGAUAUUUCUUGUUUGAGAAUGUAAUUAUGUAAAAGAAUAAUUAAAAUAAUGUUUCAGUUAUA